Messenger RNA from Protopterus annectens (West African lungfish), 1882 nucleotides. RefSeq names its product RLA class II histocompatibility antigen, DP alpha-1 chain-like. Lineage: Eukaryota; Metazoa; Chordata; Ceratodontiformes; Protopteridae. The record is from RefSeq and is a predicted model, not a curated record. Gene Ontology annotation, molecular function: MHC class II protein complex binding. The transcript has 7 exons. Gene Ontology annotation, cellular component: membrane; MHC class II protein complex. Gene Ontology annotation, biological process: positive regulation of T cell activation; peptide antigen assembly with MHC class II protein complex; immune response. Bases 30 to 1304 code for a protein of 424 amino acids.
AAACACUUCAGUACCAGAACCUCCUAAAAAUGAACACACUUGGUAAACAAAGUAAAACUGAUGUAUGGAAUGGAAACAUGGCACUGUGGUGGUCUGUUGUUGCUACGUUCUUACUGAAGAUGUCAGCAGGACAACAAGUGGACCACAUCUUGCGUCAGAGUACUUCAUGUCAGAAAGACACUCCUUCUGGAGAUUUUGGCUUCUAUUUUGAUGGUGAUGAAAUAUUCUAUGUGGACCUAGAUAUUAAGGAGGUUGAAUAUAAACUCCCAGAGUUUCAGAAGUUUUUUUUCUUUGAAGCCCAACUUGGUCUGCAAGCUCUUUCUGCCUGUCAUUUUAAUUUAGAUAUAUACAUUAAGAGGUCAAAAGGCAUAUCCGGUCCAAAAGUACCACCAAAAGUGAAACUAUAUCCUUCAAGGCCUGUGGAGCUUGGGAAAUCCAGCACUCUCAUAUGUCAUGCAGACGGCUUCUUCCCAAGUGUCCUUAACAUCAGUUGGUCAAAGAAUGGCACUCCAUUGGAAGAAGGGAUUACAAUAACAGAUUUCUAUCCGGGAAAGGAAUUUACAUUUGAAAGGUUUUCAUACCUGACCUCCAUCCCAGAUGGGGGAGAUAUUUACAGCUGCACUGUAGAGCACCCAGCUCUUGACCAACCAAAUGCAGUAUUCUGGCAGGCUGAAAAAACAUUUGUACAUGAAAAUGGAACAGUUUCACUCAGUAUCCACAAGAAACUCAAAGGGAUAUAUUUAUAUCAGACAAUUGUAGAUUGUUUCUACAUGAACAAUGGUGAGACAGUGAUACUUAUUAAGACAAUCAUCUACAACAAGGAACGACAACUGUUUUUUGACAGUCGAGUUGGCAAAUUUAUUGGCAUCACAGAAAAUGGAAAGAUAGACGCAGAGUAUUUUAAUAACAACACUGAAUAUCUAGAUCAGCUCAAGGCUGAGGUUACUACAUUUUGCAGGCACAACUACGACAUAAUGAAGGAUGUCAUUGUGGGCCGAAAAGUCAUUCCCAGAAUCACAGUUCAUCCCCAAAGAAAUGUGGUGGAGAAGCACCCUAACUUGCUAAUGUGUGUAACUAGUGGCUUUUAUCCACAAAGAAUACGUGUCACAAUGCUGAAGAACGGAGAAGAGGUCACACAUGAUAUUUCAUCAUCUGGAGUGGUAUCAAAUGGAAACUGGACCUACCAGAUCACUUUGUUAAUAGAAUUCAUACCAAAAAAGGAGGAUGUUUAUGGCUGCAAAGUUGAACACAGCAGUCUGAAGGAACCAGUGAUUGUGGAGUGGAGAAUGGAAGCCUACAACUAGGCAUUCUGGGAAGGACCAUAAACAUUUCGAAAGAAAACAGGCAGUAUUACUGAUGUGCUUCAGAAGAAUUAAAGAAAGCUCUGUAAUUUCAUAUACUCUCUCCGACAUUGCCUCGCUGCUUCCUAUGUUUCAUCUAAAUGUAAAAACAAUGCAUGCAGACAUUUUCUAAUGGAAGAUGUAUCGAGCAGAAUGUACCUUGUUCAGACUGCUUUCUCUGUGACAUUGUUACCGUGGAAUACUGAUAGCUGUGCAUUAACAUGGAUCCUUGAUUCAAAAGCCAGCAAUGCAUCUGUAGGCAUGCUGUUUGCUUCAGAGAAGCUUCUAUGAGCUGUUUUCAGGUGACCUUUGAAAAACUGCUGCUGAUGGAUUGUCAUUCUCUGGAGGUUAACUGUGUAACUUGAACAUGAAAGUUUAUUAAAAAAAAAUCACUGCAAAUUUUGAUCUGCUUAGUUUGCUCUUUUCAAUGCAAGUAUGAACAUGUAUGCUGGCAAUUGCUCAUGACAGAAAAAAUAUAACUGCCUUUCUUCAGUUUGUAAAGGUCACUUUACUGUGAUAAUAAAAUUAUUUAUUAAAAUGUG